Suncus etruscus (white-toothed pygmy shrew) is the source of this 1880-nucleotide messenger RNA. It is a transcript of the gene RCC1L, whose product is annotated as RCC1 like. The transcript is spliced from 11 exons. Lineage: Eukaryota; Metazoa; Chordata; Mammalia; Eulipotyphla; Soricidae. The coding region runs from base 1 to 1389 and encodes 462 amino acids. The record is from RefSeq and is a predicted model, not a curated record.
AUGGCGCUGGCGGUGGCGCUGGCUCGGCUCGGGCGGCUUCGGCGGCUGAGCGGGCCGGGCCGAGGCCACUGGACCGCGGCCGGGCGCUCCCGCAGCCGGCGCGAGGCGGCGGAGGCCGACGCGGCCGCGCCCGUGGUCCAGUACGUGGGCGAGCGCACAGCCCGGGUGGACCGCGUCUUCGUGUGGGGCUUCAGCUUCUCGGGGGCGCUGGGCGUGCCGAGCUUCGUGGUGCCCGGCUCCAGGCCCUCGCCGCGGGCGGGCUCCAGGCCUCGCCGUCGCAUCCAGCCGGUGCCCUACCGCCUGGAGCUGGAGCAGAAGAUCUCAUCUGCUGCUUGUGGGUAUGGAUUCACGUUGCUGUCCUCGAGAACUAAGGAUGUGACGAAAGUCUGGGGCAUGGGUCUCAACAAAGACUCCCAGCUUGGAUUCCAGAGGAGCAGGAAGGAUAAAGCUCGGAGCUAUGAGUAUGUUCUGGAGCCUUCGCCUGUGCCAUUGCCGCUGGACAGGCCACAGGAGACGCGGGUGCUGCAGGUGGCCUGUGGCCGUGCCCACUCAUUGGUGCUUACUGACCAGGAAGGAGUCCUCAGCAUGGGGAACAAUUCUUACGGGCAGUGUGGACGGAAGGUAGUGGAGGAUGAAGUGUAUAGCGAAAGUCACACAGUGCACCGAAUGAGGGACUUCGAUGGCCGAGUGGUACAGGUGGCCUGUGGGCAGGACCACAGCCUGUUUCUGACAGACAGAGGCGAAGUGUUCUCCUGCGGUUGGGGUGCUGACGGCCAGACAGGUCUGGGCCACUACAACAUCACCAGUGUCCCCACCAAGCUGGCCGGAGACCUUGCUGGAGUUAGCAUCGUGCAGGUUGCCACUUAUGGGGACUGUUGCCUGGCUGUGUCCGCUGACGGUGGCCUGUUUGGCUGGGGCAACUCUGAGUACUUGCAGCUGGCCUCCGUCACCGACUCCACGCAGGUGAAUGUACCCCGGAACCUGCCCUUCUCAGCCGUGGGCCAGGUGAAGCAGGCGGCAUGUGGUGGCACUGGCUGUGUCCUGCUCAAUGAUGAAGGGCAGGUGUUCGUCUGGGGCUAUGGGAUUUUGGGAAAAGGCCCCAAGCUCGUGGAGUCGGCGCUCCCAGAAAUGAUCCCCCCGACCCUCUUCGGCUUGUCACAGUUCAGUCCUGAUCUGCAGGUCACCCGCAUCCGCUGUGGCCUCAGCCACUUCGCUGCCAUCACCAAUAAAGGCGAGCUCUUUGUGUGGGGCAAAAAUAUCCGAGGGUGCCUGGGCAUUGGCCGCCUAGAGGACCAGUAUUUCCCAUGGAGGGUGACGAUGCCAGGACAGCCCAUGGAUGUGGCCUGCGGCGUGGACCACAUGGUGACACUCGCCAAGUCUUUCAUCUGAGUCUGGGCUCUGGUCCGAAGCCUCGUACCCUGGGCAUCUUGGAUGUUCCCAGAAGCUGGUCCUUUAGGGGAUGCCAUGAUGCCAUCUGGGGUGUUGGGGAGAUCCCUCAGUGCAGAAGAGCUGCCAGCAUUACUUUGGCCUGUGCUGAGUUAGAGUGGUCUGAAAAUGAACCCUCCGGGGCUUCCCACCCCAUUCCAGUUGAACUAGGGGCCUGGGGUCUCUCUACUUAGCCCCAGGGUUCUUGGUGGCUUUAUCCACCCCAGCUGUGCCUCCAGCAGAACCUACUCCUCCCUGUAUGGGAGCCCCACAGCCCUGGAAGAAGAGGCCGGCCUGAGGCCAGAUUCCUGUGGAGUGGGAAGCAGCCACAAUGCUUGGCCUGAUCAGAGGAAAGAUCCAGAAAUCGAAAGAAACAGUUGUUGAUAACAUGUCUGAUUUUUUAUAAAAACAUCUUUUAAAAGUGUUCUUUGGAAUAAAGUCUAUUUUCUGCCUUA